Messenger RNA from Cynara cardunculus var. scolymus (artichoke), 3865 nucleotides. RefSeq names its product protein HASTY 1. Lineage: Eukaryota; Viridiplantae; Streptophyta; Magnoliopsida; Asterales; Asteraceae. The record is from RefSeq and is a predicted model, not a curated record. The transcript has 22 exons. Gene Ontology annotation, biological process: protein export from nucleus; RNA export from nucleus. Gene Ontology annotation, molecular function: nuclear export signal receptor activity; RNA binding. Gene Ontology annotation, cellular component: nucleus; RNA nuclear export complex; cytoplasm. The coding region runs from base 37 to 3633 and encodes 1198 amino acids.
CCUCACUCACAAGUCACAUCACAAGUUACAACAGCUAUGGACAACAGUGGUACGGCGAACGAUGUUGCCCGGGCUAUUCUCACCGCCCUUGGCUGGAAUUCUUCCUCCGAUGAUCGCAAAUCGGCCAUGUCCUACCUAGAAUCUGUAAAAGCUGGGGAUGUCCGUGUAUUGGCAAGCACAUCAUUUGUUUUAGUUAAGAAAGAGUGGUCUUCUGAAGUUCGUUUGCAUGCAUUUAAAUUGUUGCAGCAUCUAGUGCGGUUACGGUGGGAUGAGCUAACCCCUGAAGAAAGACGAGAGUUUGCAAACGUGUCUAUUGAUUUAAUGAAUGAAAUUGCAAAUAGCUGUGAGGAGUGGGCUCUAAAAAGUCAGACAGCUGCCCUAAUUGCUGAGAUAGUUAGGAGAGAAGGCUUAAGUCUAUGGCAAGAACUUGUACCGUCUCUAGUAUCUCUUUCCAGCUCUGGUCCUACACAUGCUGAGAUGGUGUGUAUGAUGCUAAGGUGGCUUCCGGAAGAUAUCACCGUUCACAAUGAAGACUUAGAAGGUGAUCGGCGUAGACUGUUGUUACGUGGGCUAACUGAAUCUUUGCCUGACAUUUUGCCAUUGUUGUAUACAUUAUUAGAGAGGCACUUUGGAGCUGCCAUGACUGAAGCAGGUCGGCAACAACUUGACAUUGCAAAGCAACAUGCAGCUGCAGUAACAGCUACUCUUAAUGCUAUCAAUGCUUAUGCUGAGUGGGCUCCUCUGCCCUAUCUUUCAAAAUAUGGCACGAUCCAUGGUUGUGGCUUCUUACUCUCUUCUCCCGAUUUCCGGCUUCAUGCGUGCGAGUUUUUCAAGCUUGUGUCCUCAAGGAAGAGACCAGUUGAUGCAGAUUCUGAUUUUGAUUCUGCAAUGAGCAGCAUCCUUGUGAUAUUGAUGAAUGCGUCUACAGACUUUUUGAACAGAUCAGAGUCGGGUUAUGGUGUUAUCAAUGAUAGUGACUAUGAGUUUGCGGAGUGUAUCUGUGAAAGCUUGGUGGCUUUGGGUUCUACAAACUUGCAAUGCAUCACUGGUGAUAAUGAAAGGCUAUCUCUGUAUUUACAGAAGAUGGUGCAGUAUUUCAAACAUUAUAAGCUCGAGCUUCACUAUCAGUCUCUUAUAUUUUGGCUGGCAUUAAUGAGAGAUUUGCUCUCGAAGCCAAAGACUUCAGUUGGAGACGGUUCAGUUGACAAUCUGACAUCUGGUUCAGGGCAGGCUGAUAAUCAGAAGAGAAUGAUCUUACCUUUUGUGAAUGAUGAAAUCUGUAGCAUCAUGUUGGAUAUAUCUUUUCAGAGAAUGCUUAAGAAAGAGAAAGCCAAUCCUGGAAAUGAACUUUCUGGUGGGGCAUUGGAAUUAUGGGGUGAUGAUUUCGAGGGAAAGGGAGAUUUUGGCCAGUAUCGUUCAAAGCUGUUGGAACUCAUUCGACUUAUCGCGUCUUUCAAACCCCUUAUCGCCGUUACAAAGGUUUCUGACACAGUUAUUUUGAUCAUCAAGAACCUUCUGCUUUCUCCACUGCCUUCUGGGAAUUUGGCCAUACUGGAAAGCAUGCAACUUGCUUUGGAGAAUGUUUUGGGAACAGUUUUUGAUGGUCCAAAUGAUGAUAAUGGGAGUGGCUCAGAUGCUCAACUUGCUUCAUGCAGAGUACUUGAAGGUCUACUUCAGCAACUUCUUUCUCUAAAAUGGACGGAACCUGAAUUUGUUGAAGUACUGGGGCACUAUUUAGAGGCACUGGGUCCCUUCUUGAAGUAUUAUGCCGAUGCUGUUGGAAGUGUCAUCAAUAAACUGUUUGAGCUCCUAACCUCAUUGCCAAUUGUUAUGAAGGAUCCUUCAACCAGUAGAGCUAGACAUGCAAGAUUACAAAUUUGCACAUCCUUUAUACGAUUAGCCAAAACUGCUGACAGCCGUCUUUUACCGCACAUGAAGGGCAUAGCAGACACAGUAGCAUAUUUGCAAAAGGAAGGGCAAUUGCUUCGUGGCGAGCAUAAUAUUUUUGGUGAAGCAUUUCUCAUUAUUGCAUCUGCUGCUGGGUCUCAACAGCAGCAAGAAGUUAUGACCUGGUUGCUUGAGCCUUUGAGCAAUCAGUGGACACAACUCGAGUGGCAAAAUUCAUAUUUAUCUGAUCCGGCAGGCCUGGUGAAAUUGUGUGCGGAGACACAGUUUAUGUGGUCAUUAUUCCACACGGUUACAUUCUUUGAGAAAGCACUUAAGAGGAGUGGUGUUAGAAAAGGCAACACUAAUAUUAAUAAUUCUAUAGCAUCUUCUAUUCCAUCACAUCCAUUGGCUUCUCAUCUGCCCUGGAUGCUACCACCUCUUCUGAAACUUCUUCGUGCUAUACAUUCUCUUUGGUCCCCGCCUGUAACUCAAUUGUUACCUGGCCAAAUAAAGGCUGCUAUGAUCAUGAGUGAUUUUGAGCGAACCAGUCUUCUUGGGGAAAGUAACCCUAAAGUGCCCAAGAGUGCAAUUACUUUUGCUGACGGUUUCCACUUGAAUAUGAAAGAUGGAAAUGGUGAACCAAAUGAAAUUGAUAUCAGGAACUGGUUAAAAGGUAUCAGAGAGAGUGGGUAUAAUGUAUUGGGGCUGUCAACAACAGUUGGAGAUUCAUUUUUCAGAUGCACAGAUAUUGAAGCCAUUGACUUGGCACUAAUGGAGAAUAUUGGUUCGAUGGAGUUCAGACAUAUGAGGCAACUUGUUCAUUCAAUUUUGAUACCACUAGUAAAGAAUUGCCCCACAGAGCUGUGGGAUGUAUGGUUGAAAAGGCUCCUAUAUCCGCUGUUUGAAUAUUCUCAUCAGGCUCUGAGAUGCUCAUGGUCUGGUCUCUUGGACGAAGGGAGAGCGAAGGUUCCAGAUCUUCAUGGAAUUUUAGGUGGAUCUGAUUUAAAAGUGGAAGUGAUGGAAGAAAAACUACUUCGAGAUUUAACUCGUGAGAUUUGCUCGCUUCUUUCAGUUUUAGGUUCUCCUGGAUUGAAUUGCGGGCUUCAUUCAGAGCAGUCUGGGCAUGGCAGUCGUAGUGAUGUAUUGGCACCUAAAGAUUCGGAUGUUAUGUCGAGCUCUGUAGUUGGGUUUCUUUUGAAGAACAAGGAUAUUGCCAUUCCUGUUUUACAUUUGUGUUUAGAUGCUUUUAGAUGGACUGAUGGUGAAGCCACUAUUAAGGUUGCAUCCUUUUGCGGAGCCGUUGUUCUUCUGGCUAUCUCGACAGAUAAUGUUGAACUCCGGCAAUUUGUUUGUAAAGAUUUGUUCUCCGCGAUAAUCCAAGGUCUAGCCCUUGAGUCAAAUGCUUUUACCAGUGCCGACCUGGUUGGUCUCUGCCGUGAAAUAUUUGUAAACUUCUGUACGAAAGACCCAGCACCCAGACAAAUUUUGCUCUCUCUUCCUUGCAUUGCACAUCAAGAUCUGGUUGCCUUUGAAGAGGCAUUGGGGAAGACCAGUAGCCCUAAGGAACAAAAACAGCUUAUGAAAAGCUUCUUGUUGGUAGGCACUGGAAACAAGUUGAAAGCCCUUGCUAUUCAAAAAAGUGUGAAUGUAAUCACAAAUGUUGUCGCGAGGCCUCGAAGCUCGGUAUCUGUCCCAGAUUCCAGAACCGAAGACGGAGGUGCAAUCGGGUUGGCUGCAAUUGUGUAACCUUCACAUAUUACCAUGUACAAAGCAAGCUUUAUUCAGUUCCAAAAACACACAAAAAACCACCAGUACCCUUUGAAACAUUAUAAUCCUUACCUUCCCUAAAAUCAUGUUUGCCAGCAAAAUGCUUAAGUAGUAUCAUUAGUUUUCUGUAUCUGGUUUUUAUUAUGUAAUAUUCUUUACUGAUACGUAUUUGACCCGACUAAUCCAUACGAAAACACUGCAAGUUCAAGCC